Messenger RNA from Mesoplodon densirostris (Blainville's beaked whale), 4682 nucleotides. It is a transcript of the gene IRAG2, whose product is annotated as inositol 1,4,5-triphosphate receptor associated 2. Bases 1 to 4320 code for a protein of 1439 amino acids. The record is from RefSeq and is a predicted model, not a curated record. The transcript is spliced from 39 exons. Gene Ontology annotation, cellular component: endoplasmic reticulum membrane. Lineage: Eukaryota; Metazoa; Chordata; Mammalia; Artiodactyla; Ziphiidae.
AUGGCCUCUGUCAAGAAAGCAACUGAGAAGCGGCAUAACCCAGUGCAAAGCAUCUAUAGAAAAAUCCAAGCCAUCCAAAAGAGAGAAGAGAGUACAAGUUCCAUCCAACAGAUUAUCAAAUACCAAUCUAGCAGGUUUGACAGUCCACAGACUAACCCCAAGAAAGACUUUGAAGAGGUACUGAAGAAAAUGACGACUGCUCCCAUUCCUCUGCCCGACCCUCGCUCCUCAAGUCCUGAGGAAGUUGGUGCCUUUACUUCGCAUCCUCAACGAGUGUCUCCAAGAACCCCAUCCAUCUCUCAUCUCAGCUCUCCUGAGAACGCAACAUAUUCUCUUAUCCUCACAAGUUCGGAAAACAUCUCAAGGCCUAGAUCACAGAGCUCCCAGAAUUACACAUCUUUGAUACCACAGAUCAGAAAAAGGGAACUCUUCUCUAACAAGGAUUUGAAAAACUGUUGUAGUGAAAAUGAUUUUAGUGCCUUAACACUUGACUUUGAUUCCACCUCUAAUCAGAGCUCUGAACUUUUUACUCCUCAGGAUUCAGUGGUGAAAAAAUUAUCUCUGGAUGAAGAGGGGUGGAAACAAGGAGCUGAUGAUGUCAAGGAAGAAGUAACCUAUAGCAAUAACAGGACCUGUGAAGAGGAGUUGCUUACAAGUAUUUUUAAUGCAUGUGACACCAAAUGCAGAGGCUCAGUCAGAGUUACCAAAGUAAUAGAUUACUUGAGACAGACAACUAGACAAGGUUCUGAAGAUGGUAGCCUUGAGGAGCUGUGGAACAUGCUUGAUCCUGAAAAGAGAGACAUGCAUGUGAAUCUGGAAACCUUCCAGGCCAUCAUGAGAGAAUGGAUAGCUCACUGCAGAAACAAAUGGGAAGGAGUGAAUAGUGGAUCAAGCAGCAGAGCGGGUAAUUCUGCUUUGGAACAGGACGACAUAAAGUCAGGUGGAGCAAUUAAGAUGACCACAGAUAUAACAGAUUCUUUAUCACGGAGCUUUGAGGCUUUGGGUGGAGACGUGUUUAAAGGAGUCUUAGAGAUGCCUGAUUUGAUUACCUGUGUAGCAGACCUGCAUUUCAACAAGCAGAAAUUGGAGGAGGAAAAUAAUAAGCUUAAAUUGGCAUUAGAAAGCUUGGAAGACGCUAACAGCCAGUUAUCAGAGGACUGUACUGAAUUGCGCCUUCAGUUAAAAAGUGCCCACAAGGCUAUUAUGAGAACAAAUCUGUUAAAAGAAGAACUGGAGGAACUGAAAAUUAGUAUGAACGCUUCAGAAGAGCAGAAGACCAUGAUUGUAGCCCAGAACAAACAAUUAGAGGCAGAAAACCGGGCUCUGAUUCUUAAGAUUCAGAUUCUCCAAGAAGAGAAUGCUAAGAACAUUAUGGAUAUGUAUAAAUUGGAAAACAAGAUUGAGGAAUUGUCUAAAACUGAGAAACAGCAUCAAAUGCUGUUACACACAUAUGAGAACACUUUGCUUAAUAAAGAUGCAAGUUUGCAGAAGAAGGAUUUAAGUAUAGAAGAACUUAAGUCAACCAUCAUAGAAUGUGAAAGCAUUAUAGAGAACUUACGAGGGGAGAAAAACAAACUGGCUCAUGAGUUACAGCACUUGCAACAGGAACUCAUCGUGAAUGGAAUCCAGUUCAGUGUCAGUGGAGAGCAUAAGAGUGUCAACUCUGAAGGAGAAAAAUCUCUACAUUGUGAACUCAUUCUUGCUCAGUCUGCAGAGAACAAUGAAACCAAGUGGCAGUGCAAUUUAAUCAGCUUGUCACCUCUGGACACAAUGAUGGACCAAGAAAUGCUACUGUUACUGAGAGAACUUGAACAAAAGGGAGUGGAGUUCACAGCUAUGCUUCAGAAGCUGCAUGAAGAUGUUUCUGAAGUUGAAACACUCAUUGAUAGUUCUCUACAGUGGGUAACUAAUCCAGAAAUUACUGUGAAAGAAAAGUGGGAGAACAAGCUUACUGAAUUCAAAUAUAUCAAGGAAGAGAAGCUAAAUCUUUGUAUAUUAAUGCUGAACAGCUUGAGAAACCACAAAGAAUCCCUUGAUAAAGAGUUUGCCAAAUUGAUAGAGAUUUUGAAGAGAUUCAGGCUGGAAUAUUUUUAUUUCAGAAAAGAAUUUCUUCCCAGGCAGAAACAACUAGAAGCCAUCACACAACUGCAAGAGGGUGCUGUCAACCAGGAAGCCAUCCUCAGGAAGAAGGUCCAAGAAGCCAGCCAAUGGUUGGAGGGGGCAGCGGAGCAGGUGGAGGAAGGAGAUCAGGCAGCCCACUCUGCCAGGGAAAAAGCUAAGCCUUUGCUGCGUAAAUUAGAGGAAGCAAUUUCGGAUCAACGAAAUCUCCAGACUAUAAAUACUGAGUUAGUGAACACUUGCCAGACACUUGAGCAGAAGACAAGAAAACCGAAAACAACAAUUGAGCCACUAAGAAAGAAGUUAAUUGAAGGACAACUCCAUGGCUUGCUGUUUCAGAGCGGUUUAGAUGAGGAAUUUCCUCACUACGAUCCCUUGUCCUGCACAGAUAGAAUCCAUCAACCUCUCCAGGAACAGUUGAGGCAGUGUUGCCAUAAACGACAUAGUGGUCAAGAAGCAAGAAUACAUCAGCUACCCCUGACCUUCAAACAUACAUGCUGGUACACACCUCUGCUGGAUGCCUUGUAUCUGGAUAGUCUUACAGCAAUUCCAAGACUAGAAUUGACACCUUUCUCAUGUGUAGCCAACCGAAUCCAUGCUUCAUGUGAAAAGCCCAAAUAUGGAGAAGUAGAGGAUGGUGCUUUGGAUGUGACUGAGAGGCACAAGUGUCCAGGUGCUACAGGUGGUCCCCACCCAGGAACAGAUCUUUCAGGUUGCAUCAGGAUGAAUAAUGACCUAAGUAUGGAAGAGAAUGGUGUUGAACGCUUAUAUUCUGAGAGCCUGCCACAGUCCAGGGACUAUUCCACCCUACCAUCUUCUGGACACACUUCAUCCACAGAGAGUACUGUAACUUCAAGUGAUUCUGGAUCAGAAAUUUUGCAUAUGGCUUCUGGUGUCAUUGAUUGUGAGAAAGAGGAGGAUAAAAGGUCAGCUUCUGCUGUGAAGAAGAUCAAAGGUGGAAGUCCAGCUCCUGAAAAUAUUUCACUCCAAGGCUCUGUGAGUGAAGAAAAAAUCAUGUCAAAUCAGGAAGCCAAAGGGGAACCAGAAACAAUAAAUGAGCACAGAAAAGAAUGUGUGGCAGGAGGCGCUGCUGUUUCCUCUCUUCCUGUGAAGUCAGUUAACUUUAGACAAAGUGACAACACUUCUGCUAAUGAGAAGGAGGUGGAGGCCGAAUUUCUCAGGUUAUCUUUGGGAUUUAAAUGCGACUGGUUCACCUUGGAGAAAAGAGUGAAGCUUGAAGAAAGAUCCCGUGACUUGGCAGAAGAAAAUUUGAAGAAAGAAAUUACUAACUGUUUAAAACUGUUAGAGUCUUUAACACCUCUUUGUGAAGAUGACGGCCAAGCUCAGGAAAUCAUUAAGAAGCUGGAGAAGAGUAUAACAUUCCUCAGUCAGUGCACAGCACGAGUGGCCAGUAGGGCUGAGAUGUUGGGAGCCAUUAAUCAGGAAAGCCGGGUUAGUAAAGCCGUCGAAGUGAUGAUUCAGCAUGUAGAAAAUCUGAAGAGAAUGUAUGCCAAAGAACACGCUGAAUUAGAAGAACUAAAACAGGUUCUUUUGCAAAAUGAAAGGACUUUUAACCCUCUUGAAGAUGAAGGUGACUGCCAAAUUAAGAAACGUUCAGCUUCUCUAAACUCUAAGCCAUCUUCUCUUCGAAGAGUGACCAUUGCCUCUUUGCCCAGAAAUAUUGGAAAUGCAGGAAUGGUGGCUGGGAUGGAAAAUAAUGAACGAUUCAGUAGGAGGUCAAGCAGUUGGCGUAUUUUGGGGUCAAAGCAGAGUGAACAUCGUCCCUCAUUACAUCGAUUUAUUAGCACCUAUUCCUGGGCAGAUGCUGAAGAAGAAAAAUGUGAACUAAAAACUAAAGAUGACUCAGAACCACCUGAAGAAGAAACAGUAGAAAGAACAAGAAAGCUAAGUCUUUCUGAAAAGAAAAAUAAUCCAUCAAAAUGGGAUGUCUUUUCAAUUUAUAACACAAUAGCUUCCUGGGCAACAAACCUCAAGACUUCCAUCAGAGAGGCCAAUAAGGCACUCUGGCUUUCUGUCGCGUUCGUUGUACUAUUUGCGGCAUUGAUGAGCUUCUUCACAGGCCGAUUUUUCCAGAAGUCUGUGGAUGCUGCUCCCACACAGGAUGGGGACUCCUGGAUGUCUCUAGAACAUAUCUUGUGGCCAUUUACCAGACUCCAACACAAUGGGCCACCGCCAGUGUGACUGCAGCACAUCCUAAUGUGCUAAUGCUAAUCUUGAUUUUUAAAGUUUCAGUAUCUGAACUUUGUAAAUUAGUAACUUUUAGCUGGGAAAUGAUAGCAUGGAACCAGAGGUUCUCAGAAUGACUGUAAGAUAUUUUAUAUUCCCUCUUUUUGUGAUUACCUUCCUAACUAAAAUACAAUGGGGAGGAAGCCCACCUAUAUGAUUUUUUAAUGAGCUUUUUGAGGAGGAGAUAUUAUUGUUUGUUAAAAUUUAUUGAAAUAAAGAACCAUUCAAAUUUUCAUAUGGUGAAUGUUGGAAGUCUCAGUAGGUCACAUGCAUAAGGAAAAAACCCCUAAUUCUUAGAAAAUAAAAUUUGAGUAUAA